AUAAUUAAUCGCUGCAAUAUAAGAGCUCUUCUGCAUUGCAACUCUGUCAACAAAUCAACACUGCAGUCUAGUCAAGGUGUGAGUUGCAUAGUUGUAGCAAGAUGUCCAGCUUCUUGGCGAUGUGUCCUGCUCCCUUCCAGAAACCAAAGAAAAGCAAAAGUAAGGUCUCCAGCUCCAGUAAGAGGCGAGGUGGUCAGUCCAGCAGUCACCGUCCCCCUCCCCUGCCCACCAUAGUGGACCAGCUACCACUAGGCCCAGUCCCAAGACACCCACAACAUGACCAGAGUCAGCGCAGGGCCUGCUGCUGUGAGGCUGGAGAGUGUCUCCAGAGUGCCACCAGCAGCUCAGCAGCCAGUACAUCCACUCACACCUCUGGCUAUCAGACUGAUGAUGGGACCUUUGAGGGAAAGCUACUAGGCAGAGCAUCACAAGCCCGACCAGCCAAUCUAAGAAUGACUGCAAUACGUGACUAUACGCCCUGCUGUCACGAGGAGCUGGCUGUGAGGAAAGGACAGAGAGUGAAAGUGCUCUAUAAGAACAAUGAUUGGGUGUAUGCUCUCACCAAGAGUGGGGAGGCUGGCUACAUUCCAUACUCGUUUGUUCGACCAUCACGCAAGUAUGCAGGCUAUCAAUCAGAGCCAGAAUACUGUCAAGAUACCGACGCCACGUAUGCUUCAGGUUAUGACACUGAUAUGCCUGUAAGUCGAGGUAGGGUCACCCGAACACAGAUAGGAGAUGUGCCCAUGUACAGUGUACACACAGCCUUCUCUGGAGGUAGCCCUGAAUCCAGGAGGGUACCUAUGCAGGGUCGCAAAUACACGAGUGGCUACUCAUCAGCUGUGGAGACUACCACUCCACCGUCAGUGUACAGGGCCUUAAGACCUGCCAAAUCAGUGCACAAUAUUCUAGACUCUUCAUCUCCUGGUUCCAGUCGACGUCCUGCUGAACCCAAGCCUGUGAGCUAUGAGCGGUUAUUCCUAGAGGAGUUGGUUGUUAUCCAUGACUUUGAAGCCAAGGAAGAAGAUGAAGUGUUUGCUGGGAAAGGAGAGAGAGUGCGUGUACUGAAUGCGGAUGACCCCUUCUGGCUGUGGAUUGAGACCACUCCAGGAGACCAGGGCUUUGUACCACGAUCCUGCUGCUCUCUAGGAAACCAUGAGUUGCUCCACAGCCAUGCCUCCAGGAGACAGUCUGCCUCUGCUAGAACACCUCAAACAACAAGACAUGCUCGCAAGUACUACUACGAACGAUCACGGGCACAGACUGCAGCCAAACAAGCGCGAUCCACUGCUAAACAGAGGUUCCAUGAGCUGGCACGACUACGCAACACUCCCCAGAACCCAGUCCUCAUGCCCAAGGAGGAGAUACAGAGAAUGGGCUCUAAACUCAUAGUUCUUAUGGACUAUACUGCCACUCAAGAUAACGAACUAUCUGUACAGUUUGCAGAGACUAUAUUUGCUGAUGUAUUGAAACAGAGUGGAGCAGAGAGGAUAUGGGCUUAUUGUCCUCGUGAUGAUCGCUGUGGCUACGUCCCUGUGUCCCUCGUUGUCCCUCCUGUAGUCUAGUGAACACUAACCAUGCAGCAAUCAUCACUCUUACACUGACUGUGCAUUUAUUCAUUGUUAACUAUUUCUCUCUGUAUCAAAGUCUUUGGUAUGUCUGUCUUGGAUGCAACUAUAAUUAGCAAUUAUUUAUCUA
This is a messenger RNA of Halichondria panicea, 1695 nucleotides long. Its product is annotated as SH3 domain-containing protein Dlish-like. The coding region runs from base 102 to 1562 and encodes 486 amino acids. The transcript is spliced from 4 exons. Gene Ontology annotation, cellular component: plasma membrane; cytoplasm; nucleoplasm. Gene Ontology annotation, biological process: regulation of MAPK cascade; signal transduction. Gene Ontology annotation, molecular function: phosphotyrosine residue binding; epidermal growth factor receptor binding. NCBI's taxonomy places the organism in Eukaryota, Metazoa, Porifera, Demospongiae, Suberitida, Halichondriidae. The record is from RefSeq and is a predicted model, not a curated record.